This is a messenger RNA of Clonostachys rhizophaga, 903 nucleotides long. NCBI's taxonomy places the organism in Eukaryota, Fungi, Ascomycota, Sordariomycetes, Hypocreales, Bionectriaceae. The record is from the annotation of a GenBank genome assembly.
AUGUCACCAGCUAAAUCAAUCACUGUCAUAAGCUCCCCCUAUCAUGUUGGAGCAUACGCUCAGGCGGUUGGAAACGGCCCGCUCGCUCUACUCAACGGUGGACUGAUGGACAAGAUACGAAAUGAAGGCGUCAACGUCCACGAGGUCACACUGCCACGCGUCGACAGCUUUGAGGGGGAAAUCGGCAAAAGCUUUCAGCUUCUCCGUCUAACCUCCAAGGCUGUCACACAAGCCGUCGAUACCAAUUCUUUCCCCAUUGUGCUUGCAGGCAAUUGCAGCUCGGCCGUUGGAGUCUCUGCUGGCCUUUCCGCUGCUUCUAAGAAGGGCCACGGAUGCGUGUGGUUCGACGCUCAUGAUGACUUCAACACGCCCGAUGCACUUUCCAGUGGCUAUUUCGAUUCCAUGCCCGUCGCCAUGCUGGCCGAUUUGUGCUGGAAAACGUUGCUGAAGAGCGUCCCGGGCUUUACACCGAUGGAUCUGGUUAAGAACUUUGUUCAUUGCGGGAUGAGGGAUGUAACCGAGCUGGAGAGAUCGCGGGUGAUGGAAGCUGGAUUUACAGUCAUCUGGGGUGACGCAGAGACUAAGGUGGACUUUCAAAGCGAGCUUCGAUCAGUCAUGAUGGAGAAGAACUUGGCGUCCUCAAUGAUUCAUCUGGACCUGGACAGUCUGGAUCUAUCUGUCGGGCGGGUGAAUAAAUUCUCUGCCCCAGGUGGGCUUCUAGAGAAAGAUCUCGUGGGGUGCCUGACGGAUAUGCCUAACUGGACUCAGCCACUGUCCUUGACUGUUGCCUCGUAUGAUCCAUCCUUUGAUAGUGAGGGCAGUAUCACACCAGUAGCCAUUCGCUCUGUCGUCUCGUUUCUCAAAGCGAUGAUUCAAGCAGGCUACAUUGCGACAUCAAAAUAG